This is a messenger RNA of Taeniopygia guttata (zebra finch), 2543 nucleotides long. RefSeq names its product RAD1 checkpoint DNA exonuclease (gene RAD1). NCBI's taxonomy places the organism in Eukaryota, Metazoa, Chordata, Aves, Passeriformes, Estrildidae. Gene Ontology annotation, biological process: DNA repair; DNA damage checkpoint signaling. The record is from RefSeq and is a predicted model, not a curated record. Gene Ontology annotation, cellular component: checkpoint clamp complex; nucleus.
UCACUUCCUGCGCUCACGUCCGUGUGCCCGCCUUCCCUGUGCCGGCUCUCUGCUUCCUGUGCUCCCGCCUGCCGCGUUCCCGGGCCCGGCCAUGCCGUUCUCGGCACAGCUGCCCGCCAGCGGCGAGCGCUACGCGCUGUCCGCCAGCCUGGACAAUGCCCGGCACCUGUCCAGCCUCCUGCGGGCCGUGCACUUCCAGGACUACGCCACCUGCCUCGCCACGGCCAGCGGGCUGCGCGUGACCGUGGAGGAUGCCAAGUGUAUCCAGGCCAACGCCUUCAUCCAGGCAGAAAUUUUUCAGGAAUUUUCCGUUCAGGAGGAAUCGGUGAUGUUCCGGAUCAGUUUGUCUGUUCUUCUGGACUGCCUCACCAUUUUUGGAUCCAGCUCCUUGCCAGGAACAUCAACGGCCCUUAGAAUGUGUUAUCGUGGUUAUGGCUAUCCACUGAUGCUGUUCUUGGAAGAAGGAGGAGUAGUAACAGUGUGCAAAAUCAACACUCAAGAACCUGAGGAGUUGUUAGAUUUUGAUUUCUGCAGUACAAAGGUUGUUAAUAAAAUUAUCCUGCAGUCAGAGGGACUACGAGAAGCAUUUGCUGAACUGGAUAUGACCAGUGAAGUUCUGCAGAUUACCAUGUCUCCAGAUAAACCCUACUUCAGGUUAUCCACUUUUGGAAAUGCUGGAAGUGCACAUCUAGACUACCCUAGGGACUCUGAUUUGAUGGAAGCAUUCCACUGUAACCAGACCCAGACAAACAGGUACAAGAUUUCUUUGCUUAAACCAUCCACAAAGGCCCUGGCUUUGUCUUGUAAAGUGUCCAUUCGAACAGAUGCUCAAGGAUUUCUUUCACUGCAGUAUAUGAUUAGGAAUGAAGAUGGACAGAUCUGUUUUGUGGAAUACUACUGUUGCCCUGAUGAGGACAUCACUGAGGCAGAACUAUAGGUGUGUGUACUGGUGUAUGUAAUAUAUUUUUGUUUAUAUAAAAUACUAUAUUUUUUACAAAACCUAAUGAAAGCUGUAGAUUUUGAUAGAGUUAAUAUUGUCUUUAUUUUUUAACUCUGGAAUAAGAAAGCUGAAAACUUUCAUUUUCUUGCACUGCAAACAUUUCUUAGCCUUGACUCAAACUGAAGCUGAAAAAGCAGAAAGGGCAGCUGAUCUUCUAUAGACACUGCUUCCAACACAGAUGUUAAAGUACUGUUUCUGUAAUACAUUGAUGCUAUUUGCAAUGCUGUCCAAGAAUUUUUGUCUGUGUUAUGUUUUUUGUCUUUGACUUCUAGUGAGCAAUUACACAGGGGAAAAUCUGAAUACUAGCUGUAUAUUAGCCGGUUAACUUUCAGUGACUUAAAACCAAAUCUGUCUUGAAAGAGGACAACAUUUUCAAACAGAUCUCUUAAUAGCAGCAGGUGGUUUCUUGCUGGCAAAUGCUGACAUGUUUUGUCAGUGAAGCUACUAAGCUUCUCAUCUUGAUUAAUUCUUAAUAUAACUCAGUUCCUUGGAAUUCUGCCUGACACCAACUUACCAUUUUGUCUGCAAACUGAUGUUGAAUUGGUAAAUUGAUAUAGAAGCCAGGAUUUACUUACUCAUUACUCUCAACUGUUCUGGCAACGUCAUUGUUUUGGAUCAAUAGUUUCAAGAAUGCUGCAGCUGAACUGUUUCUGUGUAUUCAUGUCCCUGUUCCUCCUCUGCUGCUCUCUACUGGUGGUGUUAAAAAUCAUAAGAGAGAAAAGUUUCAUAUUGAAAAUUUUUUAUUACAUUAGUUUGCCUUCUCAAUAGCCUUUUUCAGCAAUAGGAGUCGCUGCUAAAGUGCAGCAGGGGAGUAUCUGCCUGGAUCCCAUGGAGUGGUGUAUUCAAGUCACUGCUAAAAAUGGGGCUGACCUCAUGCUCACUGAAAAGAGUAUGGUUUGUGGGCAGCUUUCUGCAGUGUCCCACCUCCAGAACAGCAGAUGGGUUGUGUUUAGGUCAAAAGUCCAUGUGUCCUUUCACACCAACCAACCUGCUCAGAACGGGAAGUACCUGGGAGCAGCCAGGCACUGGACUGGAUGCAGACUCUGCAAAUCACACACGCUGCCUGCCUCUCUGCUGUGGGAUGUGAUCAGAGAGUCAGCAAUCUGCAGGUGGUUUCUACAGCUUUAGCCUCUGGUCAAGUUUUGUUGUCUGUCAGAUGAGGUCUUGCUUUGUUUUCUAUGGAAAACACUGUGUUCAUAUGUUACCAAGUUGAUCGCUCCACAGUUUGACAGAAUCCUUUGGGUUUAUUUUAAGUUUAAAAUGUUUUUGUAGAUAAUUUUAAGCCUCUUGCUCAUGCUAGCGAGAGUAUACUUUUGGAUUGCACAGUGUUAUCUAUUCACUUAUAUUGUUUUUUGUGCAAAUCAUUCAUUUAUUGCAAUAAAGUUUACAAUAAAGUUAAUUGUUUGAAAUUUAUAAACAAUUACAAAUUUUUGAACUACAAGGCUGACAUAGAUACCUGAUAUUCUAAAUUGCUCUUAUUCACUGGGUUUUUUUUUUCCAAACUAAAGUGUACCCAGGACAAAUAUAAAUGAACUUCCUUCUG